CCGUCGCCCCCUCAGGCUGAUCCAUCUCCCCCACCUGCCGCAAACACUCCACCGGAAAUAAUUCCGGUUAGCAGCGGGCAUGCGGGCGAAGAAGAUCCUAAGGCCAAAGGCCCUGCCCAAGAAGAGGCGGAAAAACAAGGCCAAGGAGAGGUUGAAGUAACUUCUUCCGAGAAAGCUGGAGAGGGCGCUGGCGACAUGGUCGUUUUUCCGAAGAACUUUGGAGAUCCGGCUGACACCACUUCCACCCCCAAGGCGUAUGCCACUAAGUUUUUCAACAAGCUGACUGAAGCGGAGAAGUGGGAGCUUGAACAAGACCUGCUCAACGCCAUGCUGAACAACGCCUGGGGGAAGCCUGAUUCCAGGACAUCGGAAAUCCAGGACUUCAAGAAAAACGUUGGCCAGUUCUGCGAUCAACUUAUCUGCAAGCAAAAGGAACAGCAGGCGCUGCACUACGAGCUGCACAAGAACAUUGCCCUGCAGCGCCGCGUUACUCGAGUCGGGCGAAAAAUAUCCGGACCUCGAAGGAUGAAAAUGCAGAACUGGCUAAACAACUGGCGGACGCCCAAGGAAAGGGAGAGCAGCAAGAAGAUUGGGACUGCAACCAGGCAUAGAGGUCUUUGGCACAUAGAUCGUGACAAGAUGGGGCAUGAUGCUAGUUCUGUGCUUGCUGCGAUUGUUGGAGGAAAGGAGACCUCCUACCUCAGGUUAGACCCUCACCUCUGUCCACAGACGGUGAGGCUGCUUUCAAUCGGACGUGCAAUAGUUACCCUCCCGUUGACAGUUGCAGUUGCUGGAUGCGUAUUCUUCCAGGCCGUACAAUAUUCAGACUGUAACAACAAGAUGUCACCUUGGCUGCCGCCGGCCGCCCGAUCUCCAUGGGCAUCGCUGCCAGAAGACAUGGUUCGUCUUGUGGCGUGGCGCCUGCUGGCCGGCGACCUGACGGACUAUGUGCGCCUCCGUGCCGUCUGCACCAACUGGCGGUCUUCCACCGUAUCUCCGCGCGGCCGAGGCGUGACCGAUCCACGCUUCCACCCGCGCCGCUGGAUGAUGUUCGCCGAGGGCCAUGGACUUUACCCCGGCCACGAAGAUCUCCGUGAACACGUCCGGUUCUUCAACCUCGACUCGGGGAUCUUUGUCCGCGUCCGGCUCCCGCUCUUCACGGAUCACUGUGUUCUCGACUCCGUCGAGGGCCUCCUGGUCCUCCAGCGAGACGAGGACACCGCCAUCCGCCUCCUCCACCCUUUCACCGGCGACAUGGUCGAGCUCCCGCCGCUCGCGCCUCUCGCCAUGCAAAUGAGGCAUCAAGAGCCGCUGUCAACUCAGCUGAGACUAAUGAGACGCAUCUCUACCUCCGUCUCCGUCGCCGCCGGCGGGGUCGUGAGAGUCAUGGUUAUCUUCACGGGUAAGAUGCUGGCGGCUGUUGCCACCUCCCAAGACACGGAGUGGGCGAUGCUGCACUGGAGAGUUCCGGGCCAUCACAGGCCGCUGUCGUUGCGAGGCAAGCACUACCUGGUGAAGAACACUGCCGUUGGACAUACCUGGGUCUCACAGGUUUUUCAGAUAGAGGCGCACCAGCAUGAUCCACCAAAGCUGAUCGCCACGAUCCCAAGAGAGAAACUCUGCUACCCUGUGUAUCUGGUAGAAUGCGACUCGGAGGUCCUAGCGGUCGGGCACAACGACAUGUCGCACACACACUUGACGGUUCACAGGCUGUCGGAUCUUGCUUCAGAACGGUACGUCCCCGUAGAAAGCAUCGGAGACAAAGCCAUCUUCGUGGGACCACGGAAUCUCUGCGUCUCAUCCAAGGCACUGCCUAACAUUACGGGCGACACCGUCGUCUAUUACCAUCCACGGAAGCUACAUUUCGUGCAAUACUGCCUCGGUAGUAGCUCCUGGUCGCCGGUCACCGAUGAAUGCAGCAUGAGCGGCUUGGCCCAAGGAACUUGUAGCCUUAUCCGCCAUAUAAUUACAUGUUGCUACCGAAGUCACUGGUACUACCUCCUGUUUAAAAUAUGUUGCAUAUAA
This is a messenger RNA of Lolium perenne, 2025 nucleotides long. NCBI's taxonomy places the organism in Eukaryota, Viridiplantae, Streptophyta, Magnoliopsida, Poales, Poaceae. The record is from RefSeq and is a predicted model, not a curated record.